Drosophila persimilis is the source of this 809-nucleotide messenger RNA. It is a transcript of the gene MAGE, whose product is annotated as melanoma-associated antigen 9. The transcript has 2 exons. Gene Ontology annotation, cellular component: nucleus. NCBI's taxonomy places the organism in Eukaryota, Metazoa, Arthropoda, Insecta, Diptera, Drosophilidae. The record is from RefSeq and is a predicted model, not a curated record. The coding region runs from base 45 to 770 and encodes 241 amino acids.
AAUGCAAUAAAAAAGCAAGAUACACCAGUCAAAUAGGAUUCAUCAUGGCCAGCACCUCUCGUGCCGGCAGGGCUGGCACCUCCCGUAGUGGCAGGAAUGCCACUCAAUCUUCUCAGUCGCAGCAGCCUGAAGUACUCACGGAAAUUGACGACAAAGUGCGCACUAUUUUGAAAUACAUUCUGGAUCACUCGGCGGCAAAGAUACCAAUGAAGGAGAAGGACUUAGUUCCACUAGCUGGGACUAAGCCUGAGCUUCACAGCCGCCUUCCGUUGGUGGCCAAACUGUUAGCGGAGCGCUAUGGCAUUCGACUGCACCAAUUGAAUGACGCCACCAAGAUGUACAUUUGCAUGGCCGAGGCGCCCAUGGCCUCCAUUCACGAAUUGACGCCCGAGCAGCGUCCCCAGCUAACGCUGCUUUUCCUUGUACUGAUGUACAUAUUUCUGCGCCAAAUGCGCGUCGAGGAUACAAAGCUGUAUGCAAUGUUGGCCAUGCUGGGCAUCCGCGUGGACGAGGAUCACGCCUACUUUGGCAGCAAUUUGCGGAAACAAAUCGAGGAUACCUUCGUCAAGCAGCGGUAUGUAAAGCGAGAGCGCUCACAGCCGGAUAGUGCUUACGAGGAGGUCAAAACCUACUUCAUUUGGGGCUUGCGCGCCAAGGCGGAGUUCACCUACGAGCAGAUUGUUGAAUUCUCUUCAAAAAUACUCAAGCAACACCCCACAAACUUCUCCGAAUUGCUGGAGAUUGCCAAGUCGUAUGAUAAUAACAAUUGAAAUAUGUAUGUACAUUAAACUGAAAUUUGUUUUUUAAUA